Messenger RNA from Triticum aestivum (bread wheat), 2234 nucleotides. RefSeq names its product chaperone protein ClpB1. Bases 119 to 2023 code for a protein of 634 amino acids. The transcript is spliced from 6 exons. Lineage: Eukaryota; Viridiplantae; Streptophyta; Magnoliopsida; Poales; Poaceae. The record is from RefSeq and is a predicted model, not a curated record. Gene Ontology annotation, cellular component: cytoplasm. Gene Ontology annotation, molecular function: ATP hydrolysis activity; ATP binding. Gene Ontology annotation, biological process: cellular response to heat.
UAGACUAAUUUGUUGUGCGGCAGUGUUCAAAAAAAAAAGAUUGUUGUGCGGCAAGUCCAAUAUCGAAUCGGAUCGGGCCGAUUUUUGGUCGCCUUCUUCUUCAGUUGGGUCAGAAAAUAUGUCGUCCUGGUCUUGCCCCGAAGGCUUGUUGUUCGUCGCGGCAUCUGCCGUUGCUAGUGUUGCUGUCACCUGGGCAACGUGGGCCUUGCUCGAGGACCACCACGAUAGGCUCGCCUACAACGAGCUCCUCGGCAUCAAGCCCUUGGACGCCACCGGCAGCCUCAGGACCUUGGACGCCGCCGCGGCUGAUCCCGUCAUCGGCCGUGAUGACGAGAUCGACCGCGUCGUCUGCAUCCUCUGCCGGCGCACCAAGAACUGCGCCGCGCUCGUCGGCCCCGCGGGGGUCGGCAAGACGGCCAUCGUCGAAGGCCUCGCACAGCGCAUCGCUGCCGGGAAUGUCCCCGAAACGCUCGUCGGCGCGCGCAUCGUGGAGGUUGACAUGGGGUCCAUGAUGGCCGGGACGCACUGGCGCGGCAUGUUUGAGCAGCGCAUCAAGGACGUCAUCAAGGAGGCAGAGGAGGCGGAAGGCAAGGUCAUCUUGUUCAUCGACGAGAUGCACAUGGUCGUUGGCGCCGGCGGCGACAAAGGAGGCCCCAUAGAUGCCGCCAACAUCCUCAAGCCGGCGUUGGCCCGCGGCCGCAUCCGUUGCGUGGGCGCCACCACCUCCGAAGAGUAUCAAAAGUACAUCCAGAAGGAUGCAGCGCUUGAGCGUCGGUUCCAGAAGGUUGUCGUCGAGGAGCCGAGUGUGCAUGCGACCAUUGCCAUCCUGCAGGGGCUGAAGCACAGGUACCAAGAGCACCAUGGCAUAAAAGUCCAGGACGAUGCUCUUGUAGCCGCUGCACAUCUCGCUGCCCGCUACAUUACAGGCCGCAAAUUCCCUGAUAAAGCAAUUGACCUUAUGGAUGAGGCAUGCGCCACAACAAAGAUGCACGCGGACAAACAAACGACCGCGGAAAUUGUUGUUAGCCCUGGACAUGUAGCACGGGUUGUGAGCCGAUGGACUAAAAUUCCUCUCGCUACACUUGACCAAGAGGAGAAGGAGAAGUUGAUCCACCUAGCGAAAAAAUUGCAUGAGCGUGUUGUUGGCCAGGAUGAAGCUGUUAAUUUGGUUGCGCAAGCAGUCCUACGUUCUAGGGUUGGCUUUGGUCAAUCCGAACAACCGAUAAGUGCAUUCCUCUUUUUGGGCUCGCUUGGCGUCGGAAAGACAGAACUUGCUAAAGCCCUUGCUGAGAAGAUAUUUGACAGCGAGAAAGCAUUGAUUCGCUUUGAUAUGUCGGAAUAUGCUCAGAGUGGAUCUGUGACACGUCCCAUCGGAGGAUCUCGAAGCUACGAAGAAGAUGGACAACUCACCGAGAAAGUCAAGCGGUGCCCAUAUAGUGUUAUCCUUUUCGACCAAGUGGACAAAGCAAAUGAUUCAGUACUCAAGGUUUUUCUUCAACUCCUUGACGAUGGUAUGUUGACCGAUGGCAAAGGGCAGGUCGUAGAUUUCAAGAACACAAUCAUCAUUAUGACAUCAAAUCUAGGAGCAGAGCACCUAACAUCGAGAAUGGCUGAGAAAAAUACAAUCAAAGCUGAAAGAGAUCUUCUCAUGAAACAGGUUAAGAAGCGCUUCAAGCCUGAACUUAUCAAUAGACUAAGUCAGGUUGUGAUAUUUGAGCCACUUUCGCAUGGUGACUUGAGGGAGAUUGUGAAAAUCCAGAUGAAGAAUGUUGCUGCAACGGCAGCUAACAAGGGUGUCUCUGUACUUGCAACUGAUGCAGCCCUAGAUGUCAUUUGGUCAGAAUCACAUGACCCGGUGGACGGUGCAAGGCCCAUAAGAAGGUGGGUGCAGAAUCACGUGACCACGAUUCUCUCAGACAUGCUGGUCGAUGGAGAAGCCUGUGCAGGCUCGACAAUCUCCAUCGAUGCUGCGGACGAUAAGAGGGUUCUAACGUUCCAAGUGAUGAAGAAGCAAGAUGACUAGGCAGAUCAAUGAGAUGAUUUUAGCCGUUGUAACUCCCAUGAUAGAUAAAGAAAAUGUAUCCUAAAACAUAAUGCAUAGGCAUGUAAUGUACACAGAAGUGAUCAGGUGAACAUAUUGUAUUGUAGUAAAUAAAGGGUUAAUGAAUGUAAUGACAAGUGCGUAUGGGUGUUUGUUGUUUCUUUGUUUGACUGUUUUUUCUUCUUUAACUUCC